AUGCGAAAGCGCCUAAAGUUGCGUGAAUACUUGGAUUUGAAUCGUAACCGAAGUUGUGAAAUACUAUCAAAAAUUUGCGAAAAUCGUGUAGAAAUCCCCCGAGCUACUUAUUUUACCAUAAUUGGUAGUCACGAUAAAGCUAACAUUGAACCGAUUUGUCAAGUGAUUUCCCGUUAUAAUGCUCUCAACUAUUUAACAAAUUACUUAAAUUCUAAAAACUUCUAUCGGCGCGUAUUUGAUUUCGAACUCAUCACUGAUUAUUUUUGCCGGGGUCUUAUUUCUUCUGUGUUAAUCAACUCGAAUGAACCCUCUGAUUCACUUUUAGCCGUUGAUCUUAUGCAUAUAAUAUGUCGCAACAUUUACCACACGCUCAAUAAAAUCGGGCAAAAUGAGUCAGUAAUAUUCGCCUUUGAGAAUGUUAUCAAAGAGGCAGCGUUUCCCUUCCUAACAAUUAUAUCUACACCAGAUCUUGACGCACUAACUUGUUCUGUAUCUUGGGCUCUUGUAAAUCUGUUGAAAUCGACAAAUAUCGUGGUCCGAUUCAGUAGUACCCCUCCCUCCAUCAAAUGGAUUCAUCAACUAAUGCUUGCGGAACACGUUGUUGAAGCUUUGGAUAUUCAACUACGACCGUUGAUUCGACUCAACCAUCUCUUAAUUCGAGAUGCCGAAAAAUUCACUUUGAAAUGCCUUGAUGAGCUUGAUUUUGAAGCGCUUUUUCCCUUAUUUGUGGUACUUGCUAAUCUGCCGCCUAGUUAUAACUUCGAAAGAAGCUACUACCGCCGACUUCAAAAGCAUUUUGUUCAAAUAUCCCAAUUUAUGAACAACCUUAUCACACAUACCUCGACAAAAUGUCCUCUGUUUAUUGGAACUGUUGCUGUCUCUGUGUUACCAGUCUUUCAUGAAUAUAUGCGCUCUUUGAAGAAUAUUCCAAGUAUCGUAGCACUUGAUGUUCUGUCUAAUCUUUGUCUAUUUCUAAUGGCUUUGGAUAACAUUCAAUUUCCGCCUCAUGAAAGCAUGGCAGUUAUCGCAUGUUUUGCCUCAUCUGUUGGGGUUUUGGCCUCCCAAGCAAAUUCUCAUAUUUCUAAACAAUCAGUGAAAUUUCAGUCAGUGUGCUUAAACGCAGCCAUUUGUGGAGUUAUCGCUCUUCGGAAACGAUUAGAUUGGUCUACCUUUGGUGGCAGCAUUCUAUUAGAUCUUCGAAUGCUUAUCACACAAUUGAAUUGUGAAUUGUCACGAGAUAUUAUGGAAUCAAUUCUAGAGUGUAUCAUCUCAGCCUAUGGGGAGUCGUCGAUUGCAGCUUGUGAACUGAUUGGCGCAUUGCCUUGGAAAUCUAGCUUGCAUGAUUUACUAUUGACAGUGGUGAGGUGGAUGGAAGGAAUUGUGAGAUUGUAUAUUCUACCCGAAGGUGUUGGAUUUGUGCAUCUUACAGGCUUUCAACUACGAUUGGCUGGGGUGAUUUUGUCAACGUGUCAUUCACUUGGACGAGACAAUAAAGAAGUUGCACAAUUUUCUAUUCCAAAGAGGUUCAGCCGUCAUCGAGUUAUGCCACCAGAAUUUACCAAAAAGUAUUUUCCACAAGUAACCCAGGAAGAAUUGGACACCUACCGGAGUAAAAGACAUUUGGAUCCCAAUGCCAAACUUCCCGUUUCUCCAGUUAAAGAAGCACCUCGAAAUAUGAAGCUUCUCUAUCAAGAGCUACUUCCGCAUAAUUUGGAUCCUCGUUAUCGCGACAGACUUCGUGAACGCCUUGAACGUCGUGAAAUGAUGCUUAGAAGACGUCAAAUCCACAUUCCAGAAUUUUAUGUUGACGCAUGCUUUUAUGAAUUUGCAGGAUCUAUCCUGUCAGUCACAGUGGCAGACAAGUACGCACCUAACAAGAAGAACCGCUUCGUUGGAAUUUGCAUCGAAAGAAGCAACGAGGGUCUGUGGAGCAAUUUCACUCUUCGAAAUGUUAUUGAUAAAACUGCUGUGGAAGUGAACUUUGAGCUCUAUAAUCCAACACUGCUCUCUAUAGUAGUUCUCUUGUUGGAGAAGCGAUUAGACCAAAAUCUAUUCUAUUUACGUGAUGCGCCCUUGUCUGAAUCCCGUGUUCCCUUUGAUUUCGCACCAGUACCGCGUGAAAAGGAUGCUCCUGUGCCCAUUAAUGACAAAAAAGUGAAACUACUUCCUCGACCUUGGCACUUUCAAUGGCAUCUGCAUGGAUAUCGAGGUAUCGAUCCCGAAUCUCUCUACAGCCAACUUGACGAGAAGGAGUUGCUGCAAAUCAAGAAGAAGAUUGAAUUCGUUGACCGAUAUGACUUGAUGAAGAUGUACAGGUCGAGAAAUAUUCCGGCAGAAGAGAAUGUAGUUAUGGGUGAGGUCGGCCUUCAACAUACGGAACUUCUUCGUCACUCGGACUUCUUGAAAGGUCGCUGCCUUAAUGGGGUUGCUGACUUUGAUUCAACUUCUUCCUCGUCCAAGCCUACUCCCUCUUCUUAG
This is a messenger RNA of Rodentolepis nana, 2478 nucleotides long. NCBI's taxonomy places the organism in Eukaryota, Metazoa, Platyhelminthes, Cestoda, Cyclophyllidea, Hymenolepididae. The record is from the annotation of a GenBank genome assembly.